AUGACGAGUUUAACGCAGCGUGUGGGCUCCUUACUCUACCUUGUGAGUCCGAAUGCGACGACAUACCAACAUGAGGAGGAAAUUCCGAAUUAUGUUGAUGAGGCAGUUCCAUUAUUCAUGGCCUUUAUUCUUCUCGAGGCAGCUGUUCGUUUCGCAUUAGGAAGGGAAGUAAGGCUGAACGAAAGCAUUGCGUCAACUGGCGUUGGAAUUCUGCACGAAGCAACGGGGUCAAGGUUCCUCACCGUGGGCUUCAUUCUACUAGGAUACGAGUCGCUGUACCAGUGGCGUGUCCUAGACUGGCCCUGGGAUUCCCUAGUUACCUGGUGGGCAUCGCUUCUUCUGGUUGACCUGUGCUACUACUGGGUCCAUCGCGCUAACCAUGAAAUCAACCUCCUCUGGGCCGUCCACCAAAUCCACCAUUCCUCGGAGGAUUUCACCCUCUCUACCGCCCUCCGCCUCUCCGUCUUCCAGCGCCUCGCCCACUUCGGGUUCUACCAGCCCCUCGCCCUCCUCGGGGUCCCUAAGACGUCCGUGGUGGUUCACAUGGGGUUCAACUACCUCUUCCAGUUCUGGGUUCACACCGAUGUGAUCCGGAAGCUUGGUCCGAUCGAGUGGGUUUUCUGCACGCCCUCGUCGCAUAGGGUGCAUCACGGGGCUAACAAGUGGUGCCUCGACAAGAACUACGGCAGCCUCCUCAUCGUCUGGGACAGAAUCUUCGGUACUUUCCAGGAGGAGAAGGAGGGCGAGGAGAUCGUCUACGGCCUCGUGGAGCAGCCGCAGUCCAUGAAUUCCGUGUGGCAUGAGGUAGGUCAUGACAGGUCAGAGGUGGAAGAGAGGUCACUCAAGUUCUUCUACUUCGGCGAGGUCCUGACGAAGGCGCGGAGCAUGAGCAGCUGGGGCGACUCCCUGAGGGCGGUGUUCUACGGGCCCGGCUGGGUCCCCGGGGCGCCUCGCCUGGGGGACCCCGACGGCUUCCCGGACGUCAAGGCCCCCCGGGUGAAGUACGACCCCCAGAUGCCCGCGUGGAACCUGGGGUAUUGCAUAGUCCACCUGUUCCUCGCGUUCAUUUUGCAACAAUUGCUGCUCGUGCGGUUUCAGGUAUUGCCCUGGUACACGACCACCGCCCACCUCUUCUUCAUUUUCCUGACGGUGGGCUGCGUGGGCGGGAUGCAGGACGGGUCUUGGUGGGCGCCGUAUUUCGAGUCACUUCGGUGCCUUCUCUACGUUCUCCACGCCCACCACGCCCACGUCACGCCUUAUCCGGUCGUAGAUUUCGUUCUGGUGGCUUGUUUUGCGUUCUGUUUCUUCAUUUGGUUGAGUCGCGCCUUUAAGGAUUUCGUGGGAGGGACUACGAACUUAAAAUGGGAGUGA
Molecule: messenger RNA, 1371 nt
Organism: Penaeus indicus
Lineage: Eukaryota; Metazoa; Arthropoda; Malacostraca; Decapoda; Penaeidae
Product: alkylglycerol monooxygenase-like
Exons: 8
Coding region: 1-1371 (456 amino acids)
Biological process (GO): lipid biosynthetic process
Cellular component (GO): endoplasmic reticulum
Molecular function (GO): iron ion binding; glyceryl-ether monooxygenase activity
Source: RefSeq, a predicted model, not a curated record